UUAAACGCUUACUGCCAACCACUGUCCACCACGACAACAGAGGAGUCCGUAGUAGAUUUUGCGAAAAAACUCCGUUUGGACAUGAUGAGUAUUUUAGACCUCAUGAGCUGCUUUCGGCUAAAACUUUACAUGCCGGAAUGAAGCUGACGCCUGCACGGAUUAGUUAUGGAUUACUAAUGUCAUAAGAUCAACCACAAGUUCCCCAUCCCCAUUCACAGGAGGAAGUGUGACUGCGUGAUUUGCCGUGAACCUCAACCUGGAUGCCUCCUUAUUAAAUUCAUCAACGGAUCAAUAGUGUUAUCUGGAAUGUUUUUGACGCAGAUGAUGGUUUGGUGAGCCCAACUUAGUUCUUGCACUUGACUGUCUGCCAUGGCCCAGAAUUAUGGCUGUUCAAUUAAUUCUCCUGCAGAGGACCAGGAAAGUGAGGAGAACUCUCCGCUGCUGCAGAAACAAGCAGAGCAACUCUUGGUGCCUCCCAAAUGCUGCUCCGUGCGAUGCAAUCUGGCCAUAAUGAUGUUCUUCGGCUUCGCUGUGGUGUAUGGUCUCCGGGUCAAUCUCAGUGUUGCCAUGGUCGCCAUGGUCAAUGGAACUAGCACCCAGCCAGAUUCAAACGACAGUAAAGCAAAGGAAUGCCCAGUGUCCUCUGAUACCUUGAACAGCAGCAGUCAAAUUCUGGAUCAGCCAGAUGGGGUGCCACGAUACCCAUGGGAUUCUGAGAUGCAGGGAAUGCUGCUUGGUGCAUUCUUCUUUGGAUACCUUUUCACUCAGGUACCUGGGGGAUACCUGUCCGGCCGAUUUGGUGGAAGCAUUUUCCUGGGAGGGGGAGUUCUGUGCACAGCAGUCCUCACGCUUCUCACUCCUCUGGCAGCACAGCUUGGGGCCAGGUGGCUGUUUGCUCUACGGGCUUUAGAGGGAUUUGGAGAAGGUGUGACAUUCCCUGCCAUGAUGGCCAUGUGGGCUUGCUGGGCCCCUCCAUUUGAAAGAGCUCGUCUAAUGACUCUUUCAGGAGCCGGGGGUAAUUUUGGUGCCUUUGUCGCUUUUCCUCUCACUGGCUUCAUCUGUCACAGCCUGGGCUGGCCUGCAGUCUUCUACUGCUGUGGGGGCGCAGGGUGUCUUUGGGCAGUACUAUGGUUCAUCCUGGUGUCUGAUGAACCUCGCACACAUCCACGAAUAAGUGACCAAGAAAAAGAAUACAUAAUCAACUCUAUAGGUUCAGAGGGAGGAUCCCAUGGUUGGUCAGUACCGCUGCUGCCCAUGCUGUUCUCAGUCCCUCUCUGGACCAUCAUCAUCACACAGAUGUGUUCCAACUGGUCUUACUACACUCUGCUUACCUCACUGCCCACCUACAUGGACACUGUGCUACACUUUGACCUACGGCAGAACUCCUUCCUGUCGGCUCUGCCCUACCUGGGAGGUUGGUUGUCUUCCGUGUUGUCAGGCGUGAUAGCGGACAGCCUCCUGGAGAGGAAGCUACUGGGCGUAACAGCAGUUCGCAAAAUUUUUACUGUUAUAGGUAUGCUGCUGCCGGCAGGGUUGCUUGUUGCAGUGGGUUUCUCAGGCUGCAGUGGCAUCCUGGCUGUAACUUUUCUCACUCUGUCCACCACCAUCGGAGGUGCCAGCUCUGCUGGAGUCUUCAUGAACCAGAUUGACAUUGCUCCUCGGUAUGCAGGCAUACUGCUUGGGAUCACAAACACUUUUGGGACCAUCCCAGGAGUACUUGCACCAAUUGCAGUCGGUUACCUUGCCAAAGACCACUCUUUGUUGGGAUGGAGGAAGGUGUUCUGUGUGUCUGCAGGAGUGAGUGCCCUCGGAGCCUUCUUGUACACACUGUUUGGCACCGGAAAGAUCCAACGCUGGGCAGUAUCAGAUGACAGGACAGAGACAGGGACAGAGAGGGAGCACUAGACAUGUUUUCAUGAUGGGCUCUAUUCAGCAUUGUACAGCUGGUGAGCUGAAGCUACUCAGGAUGCUAUGUGGGCCUUUGUUCCUGUAGCCUGUUUAGAGCUGGUAAAGGCAAAAUGCUUUGUUACACAGAGGACUGUUUUUAUGCUGCUCUGGGGGGUCCCUUUUAAUACAGGUUAAAAGGUCUGUGUGUCUUUCACGUCUGUUUUCCAACCGCGUGCACCAAUAAUAGUGGCACUAUUACUGUUAUAGUUCUUAUGGUGGAUUGAAAGAUUUGUUAAAAAAUGAUGGGAACAAAGCACAUUUUAUACUUGUGUUAAAGUCAUAAUUGUUUAAUUAAUUAAUUUUUUAUCAUU
Messenger RNA from Pygocentrus nattereri (red-bellied piranha), 2258 nucleotides. Its product is annotated as sialin. NCBI's taxonomy places the organism in Eukaryota, Metazoa, Chordata, Actinopteri, Characiformes, Serrasalmidae. Bases 370 to 1905 code for a protein of 511 amino acids. The transcript has 12 exons. Gene Ontology annotation, biological process: transmembrane transport; monoatomic anion transport. The record is from RefSeq and is a predicted model, not a curated record. Gene Ontology annotation, molecular function: transmembrane transporter activity.